GCCAACCGGGGUCCCGCUCGGCCUCCCGGGGGUGGGGGGCCGCGCUCCGCACAGGGAAAACUGAGGCCCAAGGAAGUUGGGUACUGUGCCCAAAGUCACAAAGCUGAGUCCGACCCAGACCCAGGGAUCCCCCACACUUUUUACCACCCGGAAGAAUCUUCCCUGUCCUUGUCUUCCCAUUCUGUCCUCCCAGCUUCCCAGUAAGCAUACAGCCCUAGGAUCACUCUUGACCACUCUCGACAUGCAUGCCAGGGCCCGCCCUGGCCCACUGUUCCCGGCCCUGCCUCUCACCUCCUCCACUUUGAUGCUGCUGAUGAGUGGCCUGUGGCUGGUGGGGGCUGGCCCCAGCCUCACCCUGGCCCCGGAACUGCUGCUGGAACCCUGGCAGGCGCACCGGCUGCUGACCUACGCCCUGGGCCACACGGCCCUGCCGAGCCUGCUCCUGAGCCUGCUGCUCCUGGCCACGCUGGGCUGGCAGCAGGAGCACCGCCUGGGCACUCUGCGGUUCCUGCACACCUCGGCCCUGCUUGCCCUGGCCACUGGGCUGCUGGCUGUGCUGCUAGAGGCAGUUGGGGUGCCCAGCGUGGCCAGCGGCUGCGGAUACAUGCCUGUCCACCUGGCCAUGCUGGCGAGGGAGGGUCACUGCCCUGGACGGCCCCGGGGGGCACUGCCACUGUGGCUGCUGCCCUGGUUGCUGCUGAGCCUGACCCUGCUGCUCAGCUCUGAGCCCCCGUUCCUGCAGCUCCUCUGCGGCCUCCUUGCUGGCCUGGCCUACGCAGCAGGGGCCUUCCAAUGGCUGGAGCUCUCGGAGCUUCGGGUGCAAGCGCUGCAGGAGGGUGUCGUGUGCAGAACCCUGGCGGGGUGCUGGCCGCUGAGGCUCCUUCCUGCCCCAGGCAGCCUGACUGAGCUGCCUGUCACCCAUCCUCCCGGAGCGAGGCCUCCUGCACCUGGACCUCCUCACGUGGACUCCCUUAGCCUCUGGCCCCACAGUGAAGCCUCAGCCCCGCUCCCGCCAGGCCUGGGGGCUGUGCAGCCCACCUGGGAGGGCUCCUCAGAGGCAGGCCUGGCCUGGGCUGGGCCCAGCUUCCCCUUGGGGACCCCACUGUGGGCGGCCCUGGAUGAGCAGAUGCUGCAGGAGGGGCUCCAAGCCUCGCUCCUAGAGGGGCCAGCCCAGGGGCCUGAGAGCCCACUGUGGCUGCCCAAAUCCUCCGUCUCCUCUCUGCGGCUGCAGCAGCUGGAACGCAUGGGUUUCCCCACAGAGCAGGCAGUAGUGGCGCUGGCAGCCACGGGCCAUGUCGAAGGUGCUGUGUCACUGCUGGUCGGUGGGCAGGUAGGGGCUGAGGCCCUGGUCACAGAGGGGAAGGGCCGGCCUGCCCACCCCGAGGGCCCUGGCCCCCCUAGCCCAGGCAGAAGGCAGGGCUCAGGUGGGCCACUGGGUGACAAGAGGCCUGGCCCUGUGUAA
Messenger RNA from Trichechus manatus latirostris (Florida manatee), 1462 nucleotides. It is a transcript of the gene RHBDD3, whose product is annotated as rhomboid domain containing 3. Gene Ontology annotation, cellular component: membrane. The transcript has 7 exons. NCBI's taxonomy places the organism in Eukaryota, Metazoa, Chordata, Mammalia, Sirenia, Trichechidae. The record is from RefSeq and is a predicted model, not a curated record. Gene Ontology annotation, molecular function: serine-type endopeptidase activity; protein binding. Bases 242 to 1462 code for a protein of 406 amino acids.